UUUCCGUAGAAGAUUUGUUGUGGUUUUGUUGUAUCAGAAAGCAGAAUCCAAGUUAGCUCGUGGCUAAUCUUGAAUAAGUUUUAUGUAGCGUAUGUAACUGACUGUUUUCUGUAUUAGUCGCUACUAAGAUCAAGUUCGAUUGCAGGAGUAACUCAUAAUUGAAAGUAUGCCUGGCUGCUUGAUUGAGGUGUCUCUGUCUGAUAUAAUGCUGUAACGUUAAGCAGUUAACAUAUUGUAGCUAAAUAAAAAGGUGCGGCAUGGAACCCAUGAUAAUGAGGCAGUGUGUUCUUCAUGGACCCAUUGGAUCAUGUCUCUGAUCCUGUUUGCCUUUGUGGUUCGGGUCAGGGAUGGACUCCCCCUGUCAGCCUCCACAGACUUUGAACACAACCGGGAACUCCAGGAGAGGAAGCAGCAGCUCAGGACCAUCAGCAAGGCACUCGCUCGCUUCCCUGACAGAGGGACCGUCAAGGGCCAGGAGCUCAACAUAUACUUCGUGUGUACAGAGGGUGUAUCCUACUUGACUGUGUGCCACUGCAGCCUCCCUGUUGCUAAGGCCUUCUGCUUCCUAGAAGAUCUGCGCUGGGAGUUCACAGCAUGUUUUAGUAGUGCUGUUGUUGCCUUGGCAGCAAGACCAUAUCCAUUUUUGGAAUUUGACAGCACCAUUCAGAAGCUGAAGCAGCAGUACAACCAGAGCGGUGGUCCAGCCUUAGAGGUGACAUUGGCAGAAGUCCAAGAGGAUCUGAGGAUUCAUCCACCACAAGUAAUUAAGUUGGAAGAGGUGGAGCUCACUAAUGGUGCUGCAAAUGGGUAUAUGGAGCAAGGUCCUGGAUCUGGUCAUAAUGUAAGAUUGAAACCGGUUACAGCACCAGGCAUCCUUUCUCUGGUCCUAAAUAUUAUGUGUGCAUCUUUGAACUUAAUCCGUGGCAUACACCUCAUAGAGUACACAUUCCAGGAUGACUUUGAAGGCAUAUGGAACGUUGUGACAUUUCUACUGGCAUUUGUCUGUUGUGUGUUUCAGUGCCACCUCUACUUGUUCCACUCUUCUCUGAAGAAACUGAAGUCCUUCACUCUGUUGAGUGUGAUUGUCCUAUGCAACUUGUAUCUGCUCGGCAUGAGGAACUUGUGGCAGCUGAUGUUCCACGUUUCAGUCGCCUCCCUCUCCACUGUCCUUAUCCUCACCCGCAAACUCCAAGACAGAAGCAGUGACUGUGGGGUGUAAGGAGCAGAGAAUGUUUUAUUGUGUUGCACCUCUUCCAGACCUUUGUUUCUGCACCUCCAGUGCAGGUGAGAACAACUGGGGAGCAACUGACUGAGCAAAUGAGUUAUGAGGCUUUCAUGUCGAUUUUUAACAAAAAAAAAUUGUCAUAAAUUUUUGUCAUUGUGGAAAAAUAUUAUUACAAAUUACUGUGUUUUUGUACAUAGUAUGUACUUGCAUUUUGUGUACAUUGUUGCCAAUACUAUAAAGAGUGUACAGUGAAAUGCGGUUAUUUCUGGAUCCUUAAAAAUAUGUGGCUAAACUCAAAAUAACACUGACAUGAAGGAGAUGAUUAUUUAAGAUAGAGAAAUCUUUAUCUCAGUCAGACCUGCCAUCUCCAAAAAAGCUUUUAAAGUAGAUGACAGAGUUUUUUUGUUUCCAGUCAUAGUCGUCGACUCAAGUUUUCACUUAGAAACAGUAACGUUGGAGAAGCUGGUUAUGCUUGCGGUUGUAUAAUUUAGAUGCAUUUCUGCUCACAUUUAACUCAGUAUUAUUUCUACUACCGCAGGCCAUUGAUUAUCUCUACAUAAAUCAUUUACAGCUCUACUUGACACACAAGGCUGAUUAGGAGAAGAAGGUAGCCUGCCUUGCUUUGGUGGCAGUGUGAUAUUUAAACUGUUUUGUGUAGUAAUUAAAUGAUGAAUGUCAGGAAAGUGGACAGUGCAGUUGUUUUUAUUUUUUUAUUAUUUGUUUAUGGGGCUGUAAUAAAAAUCUAAUUCAAAUACACAGAUGUAAAGCUAUGGAUUGUUUAAAGCCUUAGUGUGUGACAGUGUAAACAUUGUUUUCACUAAUUUAACAUCAUCAUCUGAGCUACUCAGCUUCACAGAAAUGACAUUCUAUACUGAGAGGAAUAAGUCUGUUAAGGCAUCUUAUAAUUUAAUCACAGUUUUUGAUUAAAGUAGAAUGUUAAGUGUAAUCUCCCUUUUCAACUUAUUUUGUCCAAUAAAACAAAUUAAAGACAUUAUAGUUACAAUUUUCUCUGUAUUGUCAAAGCUGCGGGGUAGGAAUAUGAAGCACUGAUUUGAUGUGGCUGCAGUAUCAAGUGUAGAUAUUUUUGUGUUUGUUAAUCAUUUAAAAAAGCUAGUUUCAGCCUGCAGUUGACAAAGUUUACAAAGAGUGGGAAAAUUCUAAUGUUUUCACUGGAAGGAUAAAACAUAGAGCAGUUACACAGGUGAAUCUUCUUUUAGUGAAUUGACGUUUGAUUCCUCAUUAUGUGGUCCUGUCAAGAACUGUGGUUCAGUGCUGGCAAUAAGACUGACUCUGUUGUUUAAAUGAGCUUUUCUUUGACAGGGUUGAUAGUUUUCAUAUACAGUAAAUAAGUGACAUUGUUUUUGUUUGUUAUGCUGCAUGGCAUUUUCCGUACUAGACAUUGGUAUUACUAUAAUAUUUUCCUACAGAGGAGGUUUUACCGACUCACUAUGUCCACUGUAAACUAUAAGAAUUACACUGUUGACCAAAUUAAUUGUAAGCAAAGUUGUGUUUAAUGUUUAUAGGAUUUAGAACCAGAUAACAUGGAGAAUAUUUGAUCACUUAAACUGAAGACAAAGGACACUUGUGGUCAGCAUGAAGGUUUUAACAGAAUAGAAAUGCACACUACAGUUGAAAUCUGGCAGCUUUCUGUUUUUUAUUUACUGGUAUCAGAAGUCUGAAAACCAUUCAGGUUCAGAAGGGUGACGUGAAGUAAAUUGUGUCAGUUUUUAGGAUGCCUCUUGUUUAAUACGGGUCCUGUUAGUGAGUCCACUGUUUGUAUGGUUUUUGUGGCUGCGGCGUGUUAAUGACGAUGGGAAUCAAUGUAACAGUCAUGCCUGGUCACUGGUGAUUACAGGGCU
Monopterus albus (swamp eel) is the source of this 3084-nucleotide messenger RNA. RefSeq names its product SEC22 homolog C, vesicle trafficking protein (gene sec22c). The transcript has 7 exons. Bases 308 to 1219 code for a protein of 303 amino acids. Lineage: Eukaryota; Metazoa; Chordata; Actinopteri; Synbranchiformes; Synbranchidae. The record is from RefSeq and is a predicted model, not a curated record. Gene Ontology annotation, biological process: endoplasmic reticulum to Golgi vesicle-mediated transport.